This is a messenger RNA of Ceutorhynchus assimilis (cabbage seed weevil), 2296 nucleotides long. The record is from the annotation of a GenBank genome assembly. NCBI's taxonomy places the organism in Eukaryota, Metazoa, Arthropoda, Insecta, Coleoptera, Curculionidae.
GUCAAAAUGACAUUAUGUUGGCAAUACAAUGUAAAAUUGUCAAUGCUUUCAAAUUUUUUAUGUAGAAAAGGCUUGUGUUGCCAACAUAGUUACUAAAUUUUUGACUUGGGGAAUUAUCUUUAAAUAAAAAACAGACUUUAUAUAGAUAUUAAAAUCAAUCGCACACCCGGAAGUAAAACUCAUAUACAACCCCCCCGACAAAAACCUCCCCUUUUGCAAAUCGAUCCCUCAACUUCCUAGACAGACAGAGAAGGGUUUCAGGGCGCAGCCGUACCAGGUUCGCAUCCUGAAUCCUGAAAAAUCGGUCUUUGUAUCCAUUUCAUCCAGGAACAAUGAAUUAAGUAAAUAAUUCUUUUGGUUUUAUAUCGUGCGUAAACAAAAACAAUAAUAAGUGUGUAAAAAUGAUGUUAUAAUGGAAUUGUGCAUUGGUGUUUUGUCCGGCUGUUUUCGUUGGCAGGAAGAUUCUAAAUCAGCUGAUUUUUUAAGGACACUUGCUCAAGCUGCCACUUAUUGCAUGGAGUGAAUAGGUUUUUGGAGUGGUUGGGGAUAAAAACCAGUGAUGGGUUCGACAAGCGGAGGCAAAAAGAAAUACUUGAGCUUCAGAAACCGACAGAGGGCCCACAUGAGUUUUUUCAUUGUCGUCAUGUUUUUCGCCGUUUUCGGCAUCAUCGUCUUCACGGAAAUAUUUUUCAUCGACGAGAAAGACAAAGCAACAGGCGUCCUAGUAAGACACGGAUCGAUGGGAUAUUCUCAUAAAAAUAGGGCGGAUUAUGAUAAUGAAUUUCAAGCUGAUGAUUACAUAUCCAUUCGUGUUGGACAAGCCAUGAUGGAUAAUGCAGAAAUCGGUGCUUAUUUAUUAGGCAAACCUCAAGCUCACCAUUUGGCAAAUAUGGACAAUAAUUCUCCUCCGUAUAUGUCAAAGUUCUUCAACGAAGGUCAGCUACCAUCAUAUCCAGAAAACGUUACCAUAUCAGAUGGAUCUUGGCAAAAUGUUAAUGGCAGCAGAUAUAGGUUUUAUGUAUUUGCCGCUUACUACGACCAAAGAAGGAACCAAAGAAACAUCAGAAUAAUAGCAGCCACAAAAACACGCGGUCCUGAACGUGUAUUUUGCAGAUUAUGGUACAAAGAUAAUUCUACCGUUAACGUAUCCAGAUCUGUGCCAGCUAAGCUCAAAGUGAUCCGUGAAAAUUGGAACUUAAGGUACAGUGCAUGUUUCGUAAUGUGCCCUUUACGCACCAACAUGUCUAUACCAACUCACGUGAGUGUAGUGGCAAAGCUCAAAGAGCCUCCCAGCAAUAUGUUAAUUGUAAUCAAUAAUUUCAAUGAAACAGUCAAGCCGAUUGAAAAGUUUGCAGUUUGCGUAAAACCCCUACACUUUGACUACAACAAAGCACUUCAAAUAAUGGAAUUUAUAGAGCUCAACAAACUAAUGGGGGUGGAUCAUUUUACUUUUUACAAUCACACCAUUGGACCUCAGGUGGGUUGUAUCUUGGACGACUAUCGUCAAAGAGGUUUGGUUACUUUGUUACCUUGGAAGUUGAAGAUGAUUUCGCAAAAGGAAAUUAGAACCGAAGGCUUGUUUGCUGCCUUGAAUGAUUGCCUUUACAGAUCGAUGUAUAAGUUUUCACAUACAUUACUUAUUGAUUUGGACGAGUACAUUAUUCCAAAUUAUAACGAAACUUUGCCCCAACUUAUUGAUUACUUGAAUCAUCGUCUUAACACAAGAAGUACCGGUUCUUUUUCGUUCCAAAACGCAUUUUUCUACCUCCAAUGGGAUGAUGAUGCUCAAGUGAACAGUUUUAAAGACUCAUUGGCAACAAACUUGGUAACUUUGAAGAAGACACGUAGGAAGACGAAGCUGCAUCCGCACAAACAGCGCUCAAAGUACAUUUGCCGACCGGAAUUGGUUGUGGAAGCUGGCAAUCAUUUUGUUUGGGAGUUUAUACCUGGACAUGGUACCUUAAAUGUGCCAGCUGAUGCCGCUAUUUUGCAUCAUUACAGAAUAUGCGAGUUUGGUGGAAAUGAUUGUAUCAAAACUGCUUCUGUGGUUGAUCGGACUGCUUAUAGAUACUCAGAAAGUCUGAGCCAGUCGGUUAGAGAACAAUACGAUCGUUUGAAAACGAAAUGUGGCCUAUCGGAUCCGAGCGAAGCCCCCACGCAGGUUUUUCAUAAGAUUUUGCAAAUGUUAAAAACUGGUGCUCAAAGGAAAAGAUGAAAAUGUGAUUUUAGCGUUUAGAAUUUUCAGUUAUCUAAAUAUAGGAACAAUAAAAAUAUCAAUAAACAAUGUAAUCUUAAG